This is a messenger RNA of Ipomoea nil (Japanese morning glory), 2073 nucleotides long. RefSeq lists its product as uncharacterized. The record is from RefSeq and is a predicted model, not a curated record. The transcript has a single exon. Lineage: Eukaryota; Viridiplantae; Streptophyta; Magnoliopsida; Solanales; Convolvulaceae. Gene Ontology annotation, molecular function: RNA-DNA hybrid ribonuclease activity; nucleic acid binding. The coding region runs from base 1 to 2073 and encodes 690 amino acids.
AUGUUAUUGCAGAGAGCACAGAUAGAUAGGGCUAUACAUGGAUGUAGGGUGGCCAGAGGGGCACCACCGGUCUCACACUUGUUUUUUGCAGAUGACAGUCUGUUGUUUUUCAAAGCGAAUAUUCAGGAAGCAGCUGUUAUUAAGCAGUGCCUAAUUAGAUAUGAGAAAUUGUCUGGCCAAAUGGUGAACUUUAAUAAAUCAAGUAUUUGUUUUAGCAGAAAUACCCAGAUGGCGCAGAGAGAGCAGGUGGCGUGGUGUUUGGGAGUGGAACUGGCAUCCAAUUUUGGAAAAUAUCUUGGGCUUCCUUCCUUUAUAGGAAGAAAUAAAAGGGCUGUAUUUGCAUAUAUAGAAGAUAAAAUCAGGCAGAGAAUUGGAUCAUGGAACAAAAAAUUGCUCUCACAGGCUGGGAAGGAGGUGCUCUUAAAAAGUGUGGCUCAGUCUAUCCCUACUUUUUCUAUGAGUGUUUUUUUGUUGCCUGAAUCAGUGUGUUUGUCUAUACAGCGUAUUAUGAACAAAUAUUGGUGGGGGACAGGUACAGAUCGUGGAAUACAUUGGAAAGCUUGGGAUAAAUUAUGUAUCCCUAAAAAAUAUGGAGGGUUAGGAUUUAAGGACCUUCGUGCAUUUAAUCUGGCCAUGCUAGGAAAACAGGCAUGGAGAUUUCUUACGGAACCCACCACUUUGGUAGCAAGGAUUUAUAAGGCUCGAUACUAUCCUACGACCACUUUUGUUGAUGCUACCAUAGGGAAUAACCCAAGUCACUGCUGGCGUAGUAUUAUGGCCACCCAUGAUCUAGUCUGCGCCGGGGUGCGCAGAAGGAUUGGAAACGGUAGGGAUACAUUGAUAUGGGGACAUCCUUGGUUAUCUGAUGAUCCUAGCCCUUUGGUUCAAACACACAUGCCUGCGGAGUUACGAGGGGCAUUAGUGAGUGGCCUGAUAGAUCAAGAUACAGGUACCUGGGAUCCACAUAUUCUUAAUGAUUUAUUUAUUCCUGAGGAUGUGACCCGAAUCUCAAGAAUACCGGUAAGCCCAGAUUAUGAUGACACAUGGUAUUGGAUGGGGGACACACAAGGAGUAUACACGGUCAAGAAUGCCUAUAGGCGAAUUAUGGGAGAUUAUUCUGACAACCCAGGGACUUUUGAUAAAUGGGUUACAUUGUGGAAAUUACGAGUACCACCCAAAUGGAAAAUCUUUCUAUGGAGGGCUGUGUCUGGCAUACUACCCACCACUGAUAAUUUAAUUAUUAAACGAGUGGAGGUGGAUCCUAUAUGCCUCAUGUGUGGCACUACACAUGAGAAUAUUAUGCAUGCACUGAUUCUAUGUGAUUACUCUAAAAUGGUUUGGAAUAUUUCGGGAUUACCUGUCACGAAUAUUCUGACUAAUCAUUUCCAAUCAUGGUUCAUAGGCGUGCUGGACUCGUUGACGGAAGGGCAGGUACGGCUGGCUGUUGAGAUUCUAUAUUAUUUGUGGCUAGCAAGGAACUCGGCAUUAUGGGAAAGAAGCUUUCCACGGCCCACAUCCACGGUGAGGAGGGCGGUGAUGGCCGAGGAAGCCUUCACCAGGCUGGGACGUGCGAGUUACCAGCCUCAUGCCACCGUGUUGCCGGAGAGCGACCCACACGACCGGCCCAGGUGUUACUUCGACGCGGGCUACAGACAAUACACGGGAGAAGCGACAUACGGAGUUGUGCUACUCAAUCACGAAGGAGUGUUUAUGGCGGCCACGGCAGGAACGUUACCGAGUGCUUUUUCACCUAUUAUGGCAGAAGCUCUAGCCUGCAAGGAAGCUCUAUCAUGGCUUAAGGGCCGCGAUACACAGAUGGUUGAUCUACUCACAGAUUGUAUGGAGUUGCGAAACAUGGUAACAUCAAGAGGUACCGGAACUCGAUCUUAUGUUGGGGUCAUUGUGGACCAGUGCAGGACAACUAUGUCAUUAUUUACUUCUUGUUCUUUACAUUAUAUUUCCAGAGCUGUUAAUAUGCAUGCUCAUACACUAGCUUCGUUAGCUUUCGAUCAGGACCAUCCUAUGUACUGGGAUGUAAUCCCUCCAGACUCUAUUACUAUGUUCGUUCAUUAA